This is a messenger RNA of Lathyrus sativus (Indian pea), 243 nucleotides long. The record is from the annotation of a GenBank genome assembly. Lineage: Eukaryota; Viridiplantae; Streptophyta; Magnoliopsida; Fabales; Fabaceae.
AUGACCAAUGCAAUUGAUGCACUAUGGAAAAGGUUCAGGUCAUUAGAUGUGGCAGGAAAGAGAGCACUAAAAAGUAGGGUGUGUGAAAUUGCUUACCCUACUACAACAAAGAUGGUAUCGCCGCCUGAAAAAAUAAAGACCAAAGGAGGAGUGAAGAGAAAAGGGAAGAAACUUAUAGGAUAUGACAUUUAUCGUGAUUUUUCAUAUCAUGAGUAUGUUGAUCAAGCACAUAGUAGAUCUUAA